This is a messenger RNA of Nerophis lumbriciformis (worm pipefish), 1647 nucleotides long. RefSeq lists its product as uncharacterized. The record is from RefSeq and is a predicted model, not a curated record. Lineage: Eukaryota; Metazoa; Chordata; Actinopteri; Syngnathiformes; Syngnathidae.
GUCGAACUCCUCGAAUGUCGUUGCGGGAGAAUUGUAAUCUUCUGGCUUCCUACUGUAACGACUGGGUCGCAUCGAGAUGCGGGUGUGGUUCUCCCAGGGAUGCAGACGGCUUUGGACACAGCUUGCAGGUUUGGUCGCUGUGGCCUCUCUGACUGCUGCAUCCGAUCCCACCUGUGAAGAGCUUGUGGUUUCUCUGGAAGAUCGGAACCUGGUGUCUGGAAAAUGGAUAUUCUACGCCGGGACGUCAGACAAUCAAGAUUUCUUGAAUGAACUUGAAAAAGGGAUCAACCUCUGGGUUCAUUUCUCACUUUCUCACCCUGACAGUGAUAAUAUCCCAGUGAGAUGGGGACACAAAGAAGUUGGAAAAUGCACCUAUGAAAACCUAACUUCCACUUAUUCAAGAGGCGUUGCAACAGUUGAAACUCAAUACAGCCUCAAUGCUGAAGAACAUUCGGAGAAAUACCUGAAGUCAUGUCCUGACUGCCUCCUCCUCGUCGACCACAUGACAGUAAAGCUCCCUAACUUGAGGAGUCCCAUGAAGGGCAGAUUGCUCCUCCUUUUAACGAGGACUGGAACACUCGAUGAUGCUCAGCUGGAGGUUUUCAAGAAACAGGCCGCAUGUCUCAACUUUACAAAAAAGUUGCACUUUGCAGACAACACAGAACUGUGUCCAGAAUAGAGGCUACAAUAGACGAAACACAUCCUGGGGACAGAUAUAUACGACUGACUGACGCCUGACUUACUGCACAAGAGUCUGUAAAAAAAACUGCACUAAAAGGAGUUAGUUUUCAUGAAUAAUAAGAACAGGGGAGGAACAGAAUGUGGAUGCAGAGUAACGGUCUAUUUUUUCAGCCUUUGCUUCGAUCAUUUCCACAUCUGUGUGUGUGUUCACAUUCUUAAUGAUCAAUUGUUGUAAUAAACAGCCUAUGUGAACGUUGACCGAAUGAUUCACUUGAAAGUUGUCAAAAAGGUAAAAAUAAGAUGAUCAGUAAUCAAAACAGAGGCAUGAUGACUAAGACGAUAAAACAAGUAACCGACUGGUUAGUAUAAAGUAUAAAUACCAGACAAAGAAGUUGACAGAAACUAAAUCCAAUCAUAUUUAAUUUUGUCCUGUCGAUGGGUUGGACAAAUUCAAAAUUAAUCCAAUCACAGCUCUUAAAUAGCGUACAUUGAAAGAGGUGUUGGGGUUUGGUAUGAACAAAAGCCAAGCACAUUUGAUAAGAAAGCCAUUGCCAAAACCAAUACGUGCAGCUUAAACAUGUAAUAUUUGAUAGUGAACAGGAUGUCAGGCUUGUCCCUGACAGUUUGGUAAUGUUUUAGGUUUUCCUCUGUGUUUGUUCUAUUUCCUGUCAGAGCUAUUAUUUUUGUUCAGUUUCCUGCUUGUCUCCCUGAGCGCUGUUUCCCCUCAGCUGCGGCUAAUUGACACCUGGCCACACCUGGUGUCAAUCAGCCGGCUGCUAUUUAUACCUGCCCUGCCCCCCAGUCAGUGCUGGAGUAUUGCCGAUGUCGUUACUACCUGUCGUUGAAGCUGUACCUGUAUCCUGUAGCUGUUUGCAGCAUGCUGUCUUUUCGUUCCUAGUUCCUGUUUGCUGGUUCCUGUUUCCCAUUUUCCAGUUUGGCUGUUUCUGGUUUGUGUUUUUUUCUUAA